UAAUGCCGAGUUUCCCUCCCUGGUCUUGGUCUUGGUCUCAGAGGAAGAAGAAGAAGAAGAAGAAGGUCAGCUGUUAUGUCUUCCUGCGUGGACCAGAUCGUUUUUUUCCAGAAGAAACUCAACAAAUAUGCCAGGCUCAACGAGGCGGACAAGGUCCUGUACUACAUCCACAAGCUGAACCACCUCAAUGUGACGGUCAGCCAUCUUGAGGAGACUGGCGUUGGCAAGACUGUCAAUGCGCUGCGACACCAGGCAGGGAAGGUCGGCGAGAGAGCCCGAUGCCUCGUCAACAAGUGGAAGGAGAUGGUGACGGCGGAGGAGGAGGAGGAGGAGGAGGAGAAUGAGGAGGAGGUGCAGGAGAGAGUCGAACAGCCCACAGAAUCCAGAGGUAGGGAGGCAGAAGAAACAGACGACGUCGACGAGGAUGACUGCCUUCACAUUGAGGAGAACGACAACGCGGGUGAAGAUGACGACUACGAGGAUGAGGGGCCACCACCAGCGUCGUCUUCCCCCCCAGCCGCUGUCAAUCCCUACCCCGCUUACGAUUAUUACCACCCGGCGGAAUCCGACGGAGACGAGGACGGACAGUACAAUCCGCUGACCUCACAGAGCGACUACCAGCGGAACCUCGGCGCACCUACCGCAGAGUACCACCCAUCCUCGGAGAUCCUGACCCCUAGAGACGAUUCCAGUCCAGAGUAUGUUUUGCCCUCGCCGCCUGAGCCCAGCAAUGCAAAGGGUCAUAAAAGUCACAGUCGGGAGAAGGAAAAGCGAAACAAGGAAAAACGACAUAAGGAUCGGGACCGCUCGGGAAGCAGAGAGAGAGAGAGGGAGAGGGAGAGGAAGGACAGGAGUCACCGGGACAAGCACAGGGAGCGAGACGAGAGGAAGGAGGAGAGGAGAGAGGAGUCGGAGGUGGAGGAACAGCGGAAAUCGAAGUCACGGAAGGAGAAACACCAACAUGAGCGAUCAAAACCAACCAAGAAUAGGCAACCGGACGGAAGCAUUGCAAACGGACAACACACCGACAACCACAGAGACAAAAGUAACAGGAAGGAGACAGAGCGGGCAGAGCGAGUCGAGACCACGAGCCAGGAGACCAGGAAAGACCGGCACAAGGAGACCAGCAAAAAGGACAAACAGAAACGAGACCACAGAGAGAGAGAGGUCAGCCCCGGACGACACAGGAAGGAGAAGAGGAGCAAGCACCAUGCGACAGAGGACGAGGAGAGUGUAAACGACGACGCAAGGACGGAAAAAGAAGGAAAGGGAAAACACAGGGAGGAAAAACGUAAACACAAGGAAUCAAACAGCAAGAAAGAGAGGCAGAGGAAGGAGAGAGAGGAGGAGGAGGAGGAAGAGGAGGAGGAGGAGGAGGAGGAGGAGAGGAGUAGAGAUAGCAGGAAAAAGGAGAAAAAGAAGAACAGUGCGAAGAUGGACGCAGCGGAAAUAGACUCCGGCUUUGGCGCGGCGCUUAUGGGCCUGGACUCAGCUGUGAAGAAGAAGAAGAAGAAGAAAAAGAAGACUGAGGAUCGAGGGGAGAGCUGCUCGGAAGAUGGGGGGCAGCCCUCCACGAGCAAGGGCUUCAAGAGGGGUCUGACUGGCGACGGGGGAGGGCUGCCUGACAGAAAGAAGCCAAGAAUUCUCUCCGCACCCAAGGACCGCCUGCCAAGCCUGCCCUCUGUGAUGGAUGAGAAGCCCCUACUGCCGGAGAUAACGCCUCAUUACAAGCCCCUGCCAAGACCACCUGUCCGAGAGGAACCACCUGACUCGGGCCUGGCACGGAUGACAGAGGAGGAGGCGCUCAACUUCAUGUUCCAGUCCAAGUGCAACAGGCGCAGCAAGGUCUACUCCGGCAAGGUGUCCGGCCUGAGCUAUGUCCCCUCCCUGUACGAGUCCUGUAUUAGGGUGCUGCAGGAGAACAUUGAUGCGUUGGAGUUCACUGGUGGCGUUCCCUUUGACAUCCUUCGGCCUGUGCUGGAACGGGCUUCCCCCAAGCAGCUAUUGAACCUUGAAGACUACAACGCAUACCUUUUGGAAGACUCUGGUGUGCUGUGGGAAGUGCAUUGCAAGAGAGAUUUUAAAAAGGAGAGACUUGAGGAAAUGGAGACAUGGCGCGAGAUGUGGUUACGGUGUUCCGAGGAGCGCGAUCGAAAGCUCAGGAACUUGACGCACAACCUCACUGAAAAGUUCCUCACAAAAGCCGAGCCCAAGAGGACCACCAAGAUCGCGUACGUCGACACCCCGGCCAAGGUUCCAAGAGGAGUUGCUCGGGCCCAGGCUAAGUACGGCACUGCAACAGCAUCGGCACUCGCAGCAAAACCUGGAAAGGCCAAUGAGGUCGCGGCGAGAAAGAAUGCUAUGCAGAAUGUCCAGAAUGCCGAGAGAGCAGCCAACCCCAGACCAACUGCCGCUAAGAAGAAGAAGGUCGCUCCAUUGAUGGCCAAGACACGACAGUUCUUCAAGAAGGCUUUCCGUCGCUGAAGGGUCAUCACUCGGGUCAACCUCCUCACUUAUCAGGUCAUGUCUUUCACCUCUCGCCAAGCCUCGAAGGGUCAGCUCAUCUUGGGGGUCACGUCAAGCAGAGGUCAAGCUGUACCUACCCAGUUUGACCCUCCAUGAAAACAUCACAUCAACCCUGACCUGACCUUAAAUACCUUAGUAGCUUGAGGUCAAUGAUGGUCAGUUAGUGGGUUAUGACUGAGUGACUGACUGGCUGACUAGAAGCUUGAUGAGUGGUUUAUUUAUGGUCCUGUGUGUGUGUGUGUGUGUGUGUGUGUGUGUGUAUACUUUUAGAGAACUGAGUCUAAGCUUGUAAUAAUCGUGUGUGUGUGUGUGUGUGUGUGUGUGUGUGUGUUGUCUUAUAUGGGAAACUGAUUUAUUUUAAUUUUUUGAGGUCAGGUUCAGACAUGCCCAGUCCUGUGAUAAAUUUGAGUGUUGAUUCAUGAGGACAAAUAUUCCUGUUAUAGGCCUGGGAACUCACCAUCACUUCACCUUAGGCCUACACACACUAACUCAUUGUGUGUGCAUGUGUGUGUGUGCGUGUAUGUGCUGUGAGGCGAGACAUUGCCAGUCACGCUCUCAUGCCAGCCUGUUGAUAAGGUCAUGUAUGGAGGUCAUCGUUUGGAUGCGUAAAGGUCAAAAUAAAUUCCUUUUUGAACAUA
Eriocheir sinensis (Chinese mitten crab) is the source of this 3164-nucleotide messenger RNA. It is a transcript of the gene EloA, whose product is annotated as transcription elongation factor B polypeptide 3-like. The record is from RefSeq and is a predicted model, not a curated record. Gene Ontology annotation, biological process: transcription elongation by RNA polymerase II. Gene Ontology annotation, cellular component: elongin complex; nucleus. The coding region runs from base 76 to 2484 and encodes 802 amino acids. The transcript has 11 exons. NCBI's taxonomy places the organism in Eukaryota, Metazoa, Arthropoda, Malacostraca, Decapoda, Varunidae.